Equus quagga is the source of this 3932-nucleotide messenger RNA. It is a transcript of the gene CD96, whose product is annotated as CD96 molecule. The transcript has 15 exons. The record is from RefSeq and is a predicted model, not a curated record. Lineage: Eukaryota; Metazoa; Chordata; Mammalia; Perissodactyla; Equidae. Bases 74 to 1837 code for a protein of 587 amino acids. Gene Ontology annotation, biological process: cell-matrix adhesion; inflammatory response.
UUUGCUUCGUUAAAAGCAUCAAUUGACUUCUGCGAUCAUUAUGGAAAUGCUGAGAUAAGGUCUUCGGGCGACGAUGGAGAAAAAAUGGACAUACUGUGCCGUCUAUUCCAUCAUCCAGAUACAUUUUGUCAGGGGGGUGUGGGAAGAAAUGUUCAAUGCAGAAGAAGACGUUUAUGCUUUACCUGGCUCUGACGUCAACCUGACCUGCCAAAUACGGAAGAAAGGCUUCUUGGUGCAGAUGCAAUGGUCCAAGUUCACUGAUAAGUUGGACCUGAUUGCCCUUUAUCAUCCCGAAUAUGGUUCCUACUGUGCCAUUGGGAGUCCCUGUAAGUCACUGGUGACUUACAGAGAAAUUCCUGGGAAUGUGUCGCAGUGGACUCUGCACUUAAGGAACAUGUCCUCCUCACUCACGGGGAAGUAUGAAUGUAGCUUUACUCUGUAUCCAGAGGGCAUUUGGACUAAAAUCUACAACCUACUUAUUCAGACAAAUGUUAUACAGGAUGAAUGGAGAAGCAACCAUACAAUAGAAAUAGAGAUAAAUCGAACUCUGGAAAUACCGUGCUUUCAAAAUAUCUCCUCAGAAAUCGCGUCUGAGUUCACCUUUGCAUGGUUGGUGGAGCAUAACGGAACACAGGAAACACUUAUCACCCAAGAUCGCCCCAUCAGCAAUUCCACGUUAUUUAAAGACAGAGUCAGGCUAGGUACAGACCAUGGACUCCGCCUCUCUCCAGUCCAAAUCCACGACGACCACCGGAAGUUCUCCUGCCACGUUAUGGUCAGGCCUGGCAAAAUCUUCAGGAGCACCAUCACGGUCAAGGUUUUCGCUAAGCCAGAAACCCCCGUGAUUGUGGAAAAUAACUCCAUGGAUGUCUUGGGAAAGUACAAUGUGGUUUACCAGGAAAUAGCUUGGACUGGAUUUGAGAGAAUAUUUAACUGCUCACUGAGGAAUGUAUUUCCCACAGCAAAUCUCACAUGGUUUACAGACAGAAGCUUUCCUCAAGGGGAAAGAGAAGGAAGAUACAUUACUAAUGAGGAAAGGAAAGGCAAAGGCGGAUUUUUGGAACUGAAGUCUGUUUUGACAACGUUGUAUGGUAAUAAACCAGCCCAGUCAAACAACCUGACCAUCUGGUGUAUGGCUCUGUCUCCAGCCCCUGGAAAUAAAGUGUGGAAUAUCUCAUCCGAAAAGAUCACUUUUUCCUUGGGCUUGGCGGACCCUCCAACAGAUCCUCCAACCAGUCGUACAGAAUCUGCCCUGGGCACCCAACCUUCUCCCGCCAGCAGCACAUCACCCACAAGGUCUCCAGCUGCAUCUUCAAUAGCCCUUGUAGAUGAGAGUACGUCAACUCCAAACGCCACCCCACAAACCAGCAACUCCAAUGUGACUACCCAAGGCUUCAACUACUCCUGGACCUCCAGCGGGAAGGACGCCAAAAACCGUGAGCACAACUCAGCUUCAUGGAUGCCCAGUGAAAUGUACAGUUCAUCCCCCUCAGGGGCAGACUCAACACUUCAUGGUGAUGUCUUCCCCAGCACAACCAGAACAUUUUCAGAAGUUCCCAAAGCUGCCAGUGGAUCUACUAAAAAUAAUGACAUCCGUAUCACUGGAAUUGUGGUUAAUAAGCCCAAAGAUGGAAUGUCCUGGCCAGUGAUUGUAGCAGCUUUGGUCUUUUCCUGCGUGGUAGUGUUUGGUCUUGGAGUGAGAAAAUGGUGUCAAUACCAGAAAGAAAUCAUGGAAAGACCCCCACCUUUCAAGCCACCGCCACCUCCCAUCAAGUACACUUGCAUUCAAGAGUCCAUUGGGUGCGAUCUGCCUUGUCAAGAGAUGGAGACACUCUAGUCAUUUGAGAUGUUGCCAUACAGCAAGACUCUGCUAGAAUCCUAUUGAGAAGGUAGCUCUGGUGCUGUCUUAAUAUAAUCGCCCUCUAGCCAAGCCUCUACCGCAGCAGAAAUGACUGUGAGAAUUAAAUGACCUGUAUUCCCAGCAACUCUCCCUCUUUCAUCUGUGUAUGCUUUAAAUUUAAGCAAGAGUGGGAGGAUAUGUCAUGCUCACACCCAGUGCAAUCUGUAGGGAUUUUCUUGCUUAUGUAAGAAGUGCAAAUUAGGCUGCCGUCAUUAAAAAAUAUGUGCAGUGUUUUUAGUUUUCAUUUUAAUUAUCUGAUUGAGGGGAUGACAAUGGUUUCGAGCAUAUGUUCAGGCCAGAUCCUCUUCUCUUUGGGCAUCUGCCAACAUUCUAAACUAUUUGCCAAAUUUACGAUAAUCCCUGAGGUUUGUUGCAUUCCCUAGGAAAAUUACAAGAAGAAGAAAAUGGGAAAGUCCUAGCGAGAGUUCCAAAUAAUGGGAAAGUGCAAUGAAUCUUCCUAUUGAAAUUCUGUUGUUUGUUUUCACUGGAGGAAAACAGAAUACCUUGCACAAGAACCUCAGUUCCAAUCCUCCUUCUCUCUUCCUCCCACCAUGUUCACCCAGCCUCCUGCCCCAUGAGAUGAGGAGGGAUCGAGGGAUGACUAGCCAACAACCAAGUAGCCUAGUAGAUAUAACGCUGCACUUGCCUCUCAAGUUAUGUGAGCUAAGAGUGGCCACAUUCUCGGCUUUACCUCUGUGUGUGGUGUGUGUGUGUGUGCGUACGCACGUACGCAUGCAUGCAUCAAACUAUUACCAAGCUGUUAUAUAAGUAAACAGGCAGCCUAACCCUAAUCUGAUUUAUUUAAUUCCCAUUACGCUCUUGUUCAUCUGAGGACUUUCUGUUCAUCCAGUCUGCCUGCUUUGAUCUGUUUUGCGACAGAUAAAGAGCCUCAAAUCAGACUAGUGUUGAUGAAUUAAUCCUGCUCCUACCAAUAUUUUACAAAAUAGUUCAAACAGAACAUAUAGGUGAUGGAGAGGAAAUCUAGUCAGCCAGGCCUACUCUGUAUUCAGCGCAGUUCGUGAGUAAAUAAAUUACUGAUACCCCUUGUCCUCUCAGCUUCCCCAUACACUCCCUCCCUAGGAGGGAAGAACAGAUGUUGCUGAUAGAUAUGAAAAGCAAAUUUUGUGUAGACUUCAGUCUCGAAAGGAACCUUUAGUUCAUUUGCAGUGUACUUGUUCCUGACUGCACAUGAGAAUAACUUGGAGAGUUUUUUUAAACACCACGGCUGUUCCACUCCAGAUCAAUUAAAUCAGAAUCUCUGUGGAAUGAGGCCCAGGCAUCAACUCUCCCAGAUGAUUCAAGCAUUCUGCCAAAGUCGACUGCUGAAUCAGUGGAAGUCCCAUCUCGUUGAUUAGAAUCUUGGCACCAAAGUGCUUAGCUCUUACUGUGGCCAGCUUCCAAGAUGGCCCCAUCAUUCUUGCCUCCUGCUAUUGGCACCCUUCUAUAGUCCUCACCAACACUGAACACAGCUGACUUGUGUAGCUAGUUAGGACCAGGGUAAGGCAAGUGAGGCACCAAGGAUGUAAAAUUUAAGCAGAUAUUCACACUCAGGGUCAUGCACAUGCAUAAUCUUGAGAGAGAGUACCAGUCCCAGGCCUGGCCUAACCAAUAAGAUAGUGCAGAAAUGACCAGAGUGUGACUUCAAAGGCUAUGUUGUAAAAUACAUUGUAGCUUCCGCCUUGAUCUCUCUUUGGUCAUUCGCUCUGCGGGAAGCCAGUUGCCGUGCUGUGAGGGCACUCAAACAGCACUGUUGAGAGGUCCACCUGUUGAGGAACUGAGGCAUCAACUAGCAUCAGCUAGCCAGCUGUGUGAAUGAGCCUCGUGAAGCACAUCCUCCAGCCUCCAGUCAAAUCAUCAGAUAACUGCAACCUCAGUCAGUGUUUGGACUGGGACCUCAUGAGAACCAGAACCUUCCAGCUAAGCCUCUUCUGAAUUCUCGACCCACAGACACUGUGUGAGAUAAUAAGUACUUAUUGUUUAACACCAAUCACUUUGGGUAUAAUUUGUUACAUGGCGUAGAUAACUAAUACAG